GUUCCAAAUACAAAACUCCGUUCCGUUUUCAAAUUUCUGAAUCGCGCGACGUUCGGACGUACCAAGUGCCAGUGGUGUGAACUGUGACAAUAAAAAAAAGUGUUUAUAUAUUUUUUUAAAGAGUGAUGGAUUCGGAGAUAAGCAAAAUGCAAACGAAGAUACCGCCCAAAAACUUUUCUAUAGAAUCGAUAGUAGGUUUGAAUGACAGGAGAUCACCCGAAAUCGAUAUAGAGAAUACUAUAUCUCAAGAUUUUUCUAAUAAUGAACAUUCGGAAGACGAGGAAGUGAAAGUUAGAGAUGGGAAGAUGGGAUAUUAUUUCCAGCAGAACAGGGUGCCUAAUUUUCCGUUCUUCAUGUCCUACGAUAAGAGGGUUAUGAAUGGAUACCAAGGGGAUCAGCAAGGACAGGAAGAGAUGAAGAGAGCGAGCCCUGGAAGUGUCAGGAGUGAGGUGGACAGCGAUGGUGUUGACGAUAGGCCGCACGGUAAGAUAUGAUGUUAAUUUAAAAUUAUGUCUUUUUUUAAGCAAGCUUUGUUAGAUUAUCUCUGUCCAGUGAUCGAGACAAAUUGUGUUUAAACUCGAUGGGUUUGUCUCAUUUCAUUAUAUAAACUCUUUAGGUACUGCUGCUGGUGGGAUGUAUGUUUGAAUACCGUCGACAUGGACUCAUGUUCUAAGAAAGAAAAAUAUUUUUUUAUAAAGCAUUGCAUUUUUAAUAAUCAAUUAGCCAUGCCAUGCUCCCCUUCUCCAAUUACGAGCGCCCUAAGCGAUUGCAUAAUUUGCCUAUAUGGACUGGCCGACCUUGGUCGCAAGGCUACCUUCCAUUUUUUCCAAUUUC
Messenger RNA from Diatraea saccharalis (sugarcane borer), 834 nucleotides. The record is from the annotation of a GenBank genome assembly. NCBI's taxonomy places the organism in Eukaryota, Metazoa, Arthropoda, Insecta, Lepidoptera, Crambidae.